CCUGUAAAUAAAGCGAAGCAGCUAUCCAUUUACGAAAACAGACGCUGAAAUCUCAACAUCUUUACUUUUCCAGUAAGCCUACUCCAUUUGUUAAACCCUAAAAUUGUUGGAGAAGAUUAAACAAAAAGCAGGAAUGAUUAUCAGAGCUUCAUCAUUAUUGCUAUAAAAGGAUACAAAAGGGUUUCGGUCUUUCAUGAAGUUGACUGAGGUCUUUGCAACAGUAAUGGUGUGGACAGUGUAGAGUGAGCUUUCUGAUGAGCAUGGUGAUCGCUUAGUGUGGAAUAAGUGUCGUGUCAGUCAGCAAGAGAACUGCAAUAGCAAUGGAAGUUAGAGUGGUUUUGCUAUUGGUUUUGGGAAUUGUUUUCUGUAAUGGAAGUGCGUAUGGAAAGUUCAUAGCCUAUAACACUUCUCAGAGGACAGUUCCUGGAAAGAUCAACGUCCAUUUGGUUGCUCAUACUCAUGAUGAUGUGGGGUGGUUGAAGACUGUUGAUCAGUACUAUGUUGGUUCCAACAAUUCGAUUCAGGGUGCUUCUGUGCAGAAUGUAUUGGAUUCCCUUAUUCCUGCGUUGCUGGCGGAUAAGAACCGCAAGUUCAUCUAUGUGGAGCAGGCAUUUUUCCAGCGUUGGUGGAGAGAACAGAGCGAAGCAAUGCAGGCAGUUGUCAAGGCACUCGUUAACUCAGGCCAAUUAGAGUUUAUAAAUGGUGGAAUGUGCAUGCAUGAUGAAGCAGCUCCCCACUACAUUGACAUGAUUGAUCAAACAACUCUUGGGCAUCGUUUUAUUAAGCAGGAGUUUGGCAAGACUCCUAGGAUUGGCUGGCAGAUUGAUCCCUUUGGACACUCAGCAGUACAAGCUUACUUGCUUGGUGCUGAACUUGGAUUUGAUUCCCUUUUCUUUGCUCGAAUUGAUUAUCAAGAUAGGCAAAAGCGGAAAGACCAAAAGACUCUUGAAGUUGUAUGGCAGGGCUCUAGGACCCUAGGCUCAUCUGCUCAGAUUUUCACAAGCAUAUUUCCAAAGCAUUAUGACCCCCCAGAAAGUUUCUACUUUGAAGUUAACGAUGAAUCACCUCUUGUUCAGGAUGAUAUUCUUCUUUUUGAUUACAAUGUGCCAGAGCGAGUGGAUGACUUUGUUAAUGCUGCAAUAGAGCAGGCCAAUGUUACUCGCACAAACCAUAUCAUGUGGACCAUGGGAACUGACUUCCGUUAUCAAUAUGCAAACACUUGGUUUAGGCAAAUGGAUAAGUUCAUUCAUUAUGUCAACAAGGAUGGGCGCGUCAAUGCCCUGUAUUCAACCCCAUCGAUGUACACUGAUGCAAAGCAUGCUGAAAAUGAAUCCUGGCCUCUCAAAACUGAGGACUUCUUCCCCUAUGCUGAUCGUGCGAAUGCAUACUGGACUGGUUAUUUUACAAGCAGGCCAGCCUUCAAACGAUAUGUUAGAGUGAUGAGUGGAUAUUACAUGGCAGCAAGACAGUUGGAAUUUCUUAGAGGGAGGAGGAGUGCAGGGCCUAACAUGGCGAGCUUGGCUGAUGCUUUGGCCAUUGCUCAGCAUCAUGAUGGAGUCAGUGGAACGGAAAAGCAGCAUGUGGCAAAUGAUUAUGCAAAACGCCUAUCAAUUGGUUAUGUGGAGGCUGAAGAGCUGGUCAAUAGUGCACUGGCUUGCUUGACAGAAUCGAGGUCAAAUUCUAGCUGUGCAAACAUUGGAACAAAAUUUACACAGUGCCCACUCUUGAAUAUAAGUUAUUGUCCUCCAUCAGAAGCAGAUAUAACUUCUGGAAAGAGCUUGGUCAUUGUUGCUUAUAAUUCUCUUGGUUGGAGGCGUGAAGAUAUCAUUAGGAUUCCCGUUAAUAGUGAAUUGGUAACCGUUUGGGAUUCUGAAGGCAAAGCGAUUGAAUCACAGCUUAUACCCAUGGCCAAUGUUUCAAUCAACUUACGUAACUUUUAUGUCCCUGCAUACUUGGGUAUCUCAGCAAGUGAUGCUCCCAAAUACUGGCUUGGUUUUGCAGCUUCUGUCCCUCCCUUUGGUUUUACUACAUAUGUCAUCUCAAGUGGAAAGAAGGAAGGGGCCUUGUCCACCAAAUCAUCGGUAUACACAUCACAAGAAAAUGCAAAUGAUACUUUGGAAGUUGGGCAGGGAAACCUAAAACUUGUUUAUUCCUUGGAGGCCGGCAAGCUUACUCAUCUUUUCAAUAACAAAACCUCGGUGGACUUAUCAAUUGAUCAAUCAUACAUUUACUAUACUGGAUUUAAUGGAACUGACAGUGAUCCUCAGGCCUCUGGAGCAUAUAUCUUCCGCCCAAAUGGCACAUUUCCAGCUACAUCCUUCCAGCAGGUGCCUCUGACGGUUUUUCGUGGUCCUGUUUUUGAUGAAGUCCAUCAAGAAUUCAGUCCGUGGAUAUAUCAGAUAACAAGGGUCUACAAGAAUAAGGAAUAUGCAGAAGUCGAAUUUAUUGUCGGGCCAAUACCUGUUGAUGACGGAUUUGGCAAGGAAGUUGCCACUCAGAUUGUUACUGCCAUGAUGACAAAUAAAACAUUCUAUACAGAUUCCAAUGGACGAGAUUUUCUUAAAAGGAUUCGAGAUUAUAGAUCUGACUGGGAUCUCCAGGUGAAUCAACCAAUUGCUGGAAAUUAUUAUCCUAUUAAUCUUGGGAUAUAUGUGGAAGACAACAAGAUGGAGUUUUCAGUGUUGGUUGAUCGGGCAGUGGGAGGAUCAAGCACAAAGGAUGGCCAAAUUGAAUUGAUGCCUCACAGGAGGCUGCUGCAUGAUGAUUCAAGAGGGGUUGGGGAGGCACUUGAUGAAGUUGUUUGUGUCCUCGACAAAUGUGAAGGCUUGAGAGUCCAGGGGAAAUUUUAUCUUCGAAUUGAUCCUCUUGGAGAAGGUGCCCAGUGGCGGCGAUCUAUGGGUCAGGAAAUAUACUCUCCUCUCCUCCUCGCAUUUGCUGAACAGGAUGGCAAUAACUGGACCAGUUCUCAUGUACCAACCUAUUCAGCAAUGGAUGCCUCCUAUAGCUUGCCUGAUAAUGUUGCAAUGAUUACGCUCGAGGAGCUCGAAGAUGGAAGUGUUCUCCUUCGGUUAGCCCAUUUAUAUGAGGCAGGAGAGGAUAAGGAUCUUUCAGUACUGGCAAAAGUUGAGCUAAAGAAGCUAUUCCCAAAUAAGAAAAUAAGCAAGAUAACUGAGAUGAGCCUCUCUGCAAAUCAAGAGAGGGCAGAAAUGGAGGCAAAGAGACUGGUUUGGAAAGUGGAAGGGGAAACUAAGGUUGGGAAUAUGAUGUUCAGAGGGGGACCUGUAGAUGCUGAUAAGUUGGUGGUGGAGUUGGCUCCUAUGGAGAUUCGCACCUUCAUCCUGGCUUUCAAUUAUAUCUUCUUCCUGCAGUUGAUUAACCCAUGAUUGCUUUCAAUUUGUUGUAAUGUUCCUGGCUGGGGAGUAGUUUGAAAAGCUCUCUCUCUCUGUACGUGAGCAUGCGUGUGCCUACCACGUCAUGAACCUGUGUGCAUGAGGAUGCGCAACUGUGCUUGAGCGUGAGUUGCUGGCUCAUCUAUAAGUUUCUGCUUUGCCGGUUCGUGUCCUAUAAAAUAGGAGAGAAAUAGAUUGUCAUUUGAAGGCGGCCUGAAUCUUACCUUUGUUAUCAAAUUAUUAAGAAAUAAGGUUGUCAUUUGAAGGCCUGAAUAUUACUUUUGUUAUACUCAUAAAUUCAUAAUAUGAUAAAAAUGCCUUUAAAAUA
Molecule: messenger RNA, 3717 nt
Organism: Amborella trichopoda
Lineage: Eukaryota; Viridiplantae; Streptophyta; Magnoliopsida; Amborellales; Amborellaceae
Product: Glycosyl hydrolase family 38 protein
Biological process (GO): mannose metabolic process
Molecular function (GO): alpha-mannosidase activity; carbohydrate binding
Source: RefSeq, a predicted model, not a curated record